Molecule: messenger RNA, 939 nt
Organism: Trachemys scripta elegans
Lineage: Eukaryota; Metazoa; Chordata; Testudines; Emydidae
Product: olfactory receptor 5V1-like
Exons: 1
Coding region: 1-939 (312 amino acids)
Biological process (GO): G protein-coupled receptor signaling pathway
Cellular component (GO): membrane
Molecular function (GO): G protein-coupled receptor activity; olfactory receptor activity
Source: RefSeq, a predicted model, not a curated record
AUGCAAAUGAAAAAUCAAACCAUGGUGACCGAAUUUAUCCUCCUGGGACUUUCCAGUGACCCACAGAUGCAGAUUUUCCUCUUCCUGGUGUUUUUAGUUAUUUACCUAAUCACUCUGGGUGGUAACAUAGUGAUCAUGGUGGUGAUAAGAGCUGAUUCUCACCUUCACAUCCCUAUGUACUUCUUCCUCUUCCACUUAUCCUUUGUUGAUAUCUGCUAUUCCUCGGUCACGGUGCCUAACACACUGAGGAACUUCCUAGCAGAGCGCAAAACUAUUUCUGUCAAUGGCUGCAUUACCCAGAUAUUCUUCUUUUUCCUCUUAGCUGUUACUGAAGCUUUCAUUCUCUCAGCGAUGGCUUAUGACCGCUACGCUGCCAUCUGUGACCCAUUGCGUUACAUGGAGAGAAUGAGCAAAGGGAUCUGUGUUCAGCUGGUGAGCGGUGCAUGGGCAAUAAGUUUCUCGCAUGCCCUGCUUAACACUGUUUUUACCGUCAAGUUGCAUUUCUGUGGGCCCAAUCAAAUCAGCCAUUUCAGUUGUGAGCUCCCUCCUCUAUUACAACUGUCCUGCACUGAGACACUCACCAAUCAAGUCGUGCUUCUUACUUCUGCUGUCAUACUUGGAUCAAUCUCCUUUCUCUUCUCCCUGAUCUCCUACAUUCUCAUCAUCUCCACCAUCCUGAAGAUACGCUCUGCGGAGGGCAGGCGUAAAGCCUUCUCCACCUGCAGCUCCCACCUUAUUGUAGUUAUUUUGUUUUACCUGACAGCUUUUUUCCAGUACACAAAACCCAACUCAGUCUCUUCUGUGGUUCUCGAUGAAAUGUUCUCCAUCCAGUACAGCAUCUUGACCCCUAUGUUAAACCCCAUCAUAUACAGCCUGAAAAACAAGGAGGUGAAAACAGCUAUAGGGAAAAUGUUGGGGAAAUUCAAAUUUCUCAGGUAG